Musa acuminata subsp. malaccensis (wild Malaysian banana) is the source of this 734-nucleotide messenger RNA. RefSeq names its product large ribosomal subunit protein eL20z. The record is from RefSeq and is a predicted model, not a curated record. Lineage: Eukaryota; Viridiplantae; Streptophyta; Magnoliopsida; Zingiberales; Musaceae.
CAUGAAACGAGGCGGAGGGUAAAGCCUUAAUGACAUCGGUGGGAAGAAGAGUGAGACGAAGCAACCCAAGAAAAGGGUGCGGAGAAGGCGAAAAGGGGGGGACAAGGAAGAAAAGGGCGAAAAGAUGAGCGAAGAGGAGGGCAAGAGCAAGGGGCAGUACGGCACCUUCUCGGGCGCACACGACUACGCCCAACCCGCCAUCGGCUUCCCCCAGCCGGUGCCGCCGCCGGGCCUCACCGCUGCCCACCCUCCACCUCCACCACCGCCGCAGCAGUCUGGGCCCCCCUAUUACGCCCACGGCUACCAGGCCGUCCCCGGUUAUGCACCUGUUGUUGAAGGAAGACCAUUGAGACUGCCACGUCUUCCUUGCUGUGGCUUGGGCAUUGGUUGGCUUUUGUUCAUAAUUGGUUUCUUUCUGGCUGCUAUCCCAUGGUAUGUUGGAGCUUUUAUUCUCCUUUGUGCUAGAAUAGACUACAGAGAGAAACCAGGCUUAGUUGCUUGCACAAUUGCGGCAGUUCUUGCUGCGAUUGCUAUUAUUAUUGGUGCAACGAAGGGAGCUGAUGUGUGGUGAUCGUCGUUAUGUUGUGUAUUAAUUAAUACUUCCGACUCUACAUGAACGCUUGUGGAUUCUCAUGUGAGCUUGUAAUAUGUGUGUAUAAAGUCGUACUUUCUUGAGUGGUUCUAAAUAAAUUCUUGAUUUAUUUAUGAAAAAACACUAUAUGUAUUGAUUCUUA